AUGUCCUGGCCGCAACCCAACUACAACCAGGGCUACGGCGCCCCUCCCCCUCCCCAUGGUGGCGGCUAUGGCGGCUACGCGCCUCCUCCUGGCCCUCCCGGAGGCGGCUACGCUCCUCCGCCCGGCCCGCCGGGAGGCGGUUAUCCAGGCGGACCGUACGGAGCUCCCCCGGGCGCUCCUCCGGCUCACGGGUACGGUGCACCGCCUCCGCAGCCCGGGUAUGGCGCACCGCCGCCCCAUCACGGCCACGGCGGCCACCACCACCACCAGCCUUCGUACCACGCACCCCCUCCCAUGGGCGCGCCCUACGGCGCUCCGAUGGGCGGCGGAUUCUUCUACCUCGGCGUGCCGGUCCCGCCUCCGCCGCCGCACAUGCCCGCCGCCCCGCCGCCGGGCUACAACCCGACCGCCGACGUCGAGCGGAUCCGCAAGGCGACCAAGGGCUUCGGCACCGACGAGGGCGCACUGAUCGCCACCCUGGCACCCAUGGAUGCGAUGCAGGUCGACGCCGUCAGCCGCGCGUUCAAGGCGACGACGGGCAAGGACCUGCUCAAGGUGCUGGAAAAGGAGACGAGCGGCUGGUUUGAGGCGGCGCUGCGGGCCAAGGUGCUCGGCCCCGUCGGCUACGACGUCUGGCUCAUUCACCGUGCCUGCGACGGCGCCGGCACGCACGAAGACAUCCUCAACGAGGUGCUUCUCUGCCGCACCAAUGCCGAGAUGCACGUGCUCAAGCAGGCCUACCAGGCGACGUACGGCAAGAACAUGGAAAAGGUCGUCGAGGACGAGCUCUCGUUCAAGACGAAGCGCAUGUUUACGAUGGCGAUGCAGGGCGUCCGUCAGGACGACAACGCGCCCGUCGACCCGCACAUGGUCGAGGCCGACAUCCGCGACCUGCACUCGGCCGCCCGCGGCGCCGGCACCGACGAGAUCAAGAUCUGCGGCAUCCUCUGCCAGAGGAGCACGCCGCACCUGGCGGCCGUGGCGCACGGCUACGCCCGCCAGCACAAGCGCCCGCUGUCCAAGAUGAUCAACUCGGAAUUCUCGGGCCACAUGGAGGACGCGCUGCGCUUCAUCGUCGACGGCGCCGAGAACGCCCUGGAGCGCGACGCCCGCCUGAUUGAGGACUCGAUGAAGGGCAUGGGCACCAAGGACGAGCGCCUCGUCUACCGAAUCGCGCGCAACCACUGGAACCGGGCCCGGUUCGAAGAGGUCAAGCGGGCCUAUGCGGCAGUCUGCCACAAAAAGGGCCUCAAGCACCGCGUCGAGGGCGAGACGAGCGGCGACUACAAGCGCAUGAUGAGCGCCAUGGUCGGAUCGUGA
Pseudozyma flocculosa PF-1 is the source of this 1320-nucleotide messenger RNA. RefSeq lists its product as uncharacterized. The transcript has a single exon. The coding region runs from base 1 to 1320 and encodes 439 amino acids. The record is from RefSeq and is a predicted model, not a curated record. Lineage: Eukaryota; Fungi; Basidiomycota; Ustilaginomycetes; Ustilaginales; Ustilaginaceae. Gene Ontology annotation, cellular component: cytoplasm. Gene Ontology annotation, molecular function: calcium ion binding; calcium-dependent phospholipid binding.